Aspergillus clavatus NRRL 1 is the source of this 3795-nucleotide messenger RNA. RefSeq lists its product as uncharacterized. The transcript has 4 exons. Lineage: Eukaryota; Fungi; Ascomycota; Eurotiomycetes; Eurotiales; Aspergillaceae. The record is from RefSeq and is a predicted model, not a curated record. The coding region runs from base 1 to 3795 and encodes 1264 amino acids.
AUGGACGCCUACCCCGAAGACUACGUGGUCCAUAACCUUCCUUUUCUUCUCCUUUCCGGCCUGGAAGCCGACACGCAGGACGAUAAUGAAUCGAGCGCCUCGGAUUACCCUCUCCUCCAAGAGAAGGGACCAACAAUAUACUCGGACUUCCCCCCACUAAGCGGACCGACUGCGGACGAGUUACGGAGUAACUUACUGGAGGAAGACGUGUCGCGGGUGCCAUGGGAUGCAGGUCAACCUACUGGUGCGAGGUCUUCUGGGAUCGGAUAUAGAAUCAAGAGCGUUGGAAGGUCUUACAGGCUCCCUCCACGUAAAGCUGACCCCCCGCCGUUGUCUCCUCCGACUAGUCCAACAGGAGGGCAGCAGAAUGAUGCAGCUCCGGCGCCAUCUUUCGUCCUGCAUUCACCUAUAUCUCCCUUGACUCCAAGCUCUCCUACCUUUCCGGAUGGGCUGCUGACCCCUCUGUGGGUGUCGAAGCACCAGAACCUUGUCCCUGCGGCGGUCAUCAACUUUUUCCCAUUUUGCUUGGAUUCCAAUAUGAGCUCUCUCCGCGAUAAUCAAUUGAAGAUCGAGAUCAACGGACUGAAACAGGAGUGGACCGCAUCUGGCUACAAUACUCGCUUCAUCGUCGUCCUUCUUCCCGAAGAAGGCGCUGGGGACUACAUUGAGGAGAUGGAGGAACGAGUCGCAAGCAUCCGAAGAGCCACUAAUUUGGACCAGAAAUCAAUUAUUUUGCUCCCACCUGAUGCAAACGCAGCCGAGUUGAAGGAGCUUACCAGGGGAUUGCUGUCCUUGAUCCAACCGUUGGUGACGGAAUAUUACCGUGAUCUCUCCAAACAUGCUCGACGGAAACGCAACCGAAGCACCAUUCCACCUCCCACGGCACCACCGACUAGCGGAACUUCUCAGACUCUGUCACUUCAAGGAUGGAAUGUACGCUAUGAGUUCAAGCUCGGUAUCUUUGCCGAGUUUCGCCAGGAGAUCGAUGCCGCCUUGAGGAACUACGAAAGCGCAUAUGAAACUUUGUUUGGUCAGGACGUCAUUGAGAAUAUUGCCGGCUGGAGUCCGAGGUUCAACGAUGCUCGUCUGUUGUCUGAUGCUUUGGCUAUCCGAAUUAUUCGUUGUUUACUGUGGACUGGGCAAACUAGUGCUGCUGUCCGAUCAUGGAUCGACCACCGGACCCGAUCCCAAGAUAUCCUUAAUCGCCGCGGUAAAGGAACCAGGAACUACGGGUGGGAAGCCUGGGAGGCCAGAUGGUCGAUGGUAAUGGCGCAGCUUAUCCGACAGGCGGGAAUUCCUGGAAUCUCUGAUGAUCGUUCGGAUAAAGAUGGAGCCGCAGAACAAUCUAUCAUUUUUGUUCACCGUCGAAAAUCAGCUUCUGCUAAUGAAGUGACAUACCCCUGGGAGCAGCUUCACCAUGAGGGCUAUUGGCUCUAUCGAUCUGCAAAACAUGCGAUGGCUCGGCGCACUCUAGCUGAGCAGAUCCCAGACGAGGAUAGAAUCUCACCCGGCCAAUCUCCCGCUUCCCAGAUUGCCAAUAAGUCAUACAUGUAUGACACUUACCUUGCCCCAGGACCUCAUAUUGAAGCCUCAGGAGCGGGUUCAACUGGCUUCAAUCAUUCGCAGCAAAUCCUAAAUGCUUUGAAGGGGGCACUCGAGCAAUUCGCGAAGCGCAAGCAGACUAGAAAGAUAGAAAGUCUUAGCCUAGAGAUAGCGGAGGAGUAUAUGCGCGUCAAUUCAUGGGCUGAGGCAUAUGAGAUGCUUCGUCCGCUGUGGCCGUCUCUCACUUGGCGACAUUCUGGCUGGUGGCUGCUUAUGGCAAAAUUCGGAUGGGCUCUGAGAGAAUGCGCUUUACGGAUGCAGGAUAGCGAGAUGGCUCUACGAGUGGACUGGGAGCUAAUGCACAGGGUUUUCCAACCACGGCCUGGAUGGCAUUAUAGUAUCCACCGCGGCCUUGCAGAGUUCCCGGAUACGCAGCCCAAGGCGUCUGUUGUUUUGAAGGCAGAGGAUGUUAUUUCAUGUGUCACGGCCACAUUUGUUUUCGAGAAAUCCGAAGGAAACGUCGGCGAGCCCUUGAAAGGCCAGCUGAUUCUCACAUCCUGCGCCCAGAGGUCGUCAGACCCUAUUCGACUAUCCGAAGUGAAGAUUGUUUUCGAGGGCUGCCUCCGUCCAUUGAAAAUCCAAGCUGAUCAAGAUGUCAACGCUGACGCCAAGACCCCAUGCAUAAUAUCGUCUUUGACGCUGCGCGAACCUACCUCGGCUGACUCGACCUCCCUCAAUUCCCCAACCAUCGGUCUGACAGCAUUGGUUGGACUCGGCGAUUUGACUCUGGGACCUUCGCAGACCAAGGUGUUCAACGUGACAUCUAUCCCGCGGGAAGCAGGAGAGUCCCGAGUUGCCUCGAUCACUUUGCUGAUUGACGAAGAAAAAUUCGAUCUAGCUUGUGCCAUUACUGAGUUGGCCCGACAGGAAGCUUAUUGGUGGCAGGAGACCACGCACGGUGCAGUUCGAAGACGGGUAGGCAAGGGCCGCGAUACUAGUCGAUGCAAGAUCAUGCCUAAGCCACCCAAAAUUCGAAUCAAGACCUCAGGCAUCAAAAGUACAUAUUACACUAAUGAGCGGGUUAUCCUCCAAAUGGACGUACACAACGAAGAAGACGAGGCUGCGGACGUGACAGCAGAGAUUAGACUCUUCGGUCAGUCGAAGCUGGGAGGGCAGAUACUCUGGCUCGAGGAUGAGGAUGAGACCGAAUCACAUCGCUCUCGGGAUAGUUCUCCAAUCGAGGGCGCACAUCACUUUUUAAGACGAUCAAUCGGAAUCAUGGAGAGAUCGUCCAGACGGGACUUGGCACUUGUGCUAACAGACACUCUGGAACCAUCUACAUACGAGCUCGAGAUCAACUGCGUAUAUAACCUUGUGUCUGACAUCCAGACUCCUAUUAUAGCGACACACAGAGUGACCGUGUCAGUCGUUCGGCCAUUCGAGGCGAACUAUGAAUUCCUUCCACGCCUUCACCCCGAACCCUGGCCGGAUUUUUUUACUAUGGACGAGGAUUCACUUGAAGAUGAUGCGGUUGCAAAGCCUCGGGGCCUGCACCAAAGAUGGUGUCUGAAUUCCAAAGUUGUCUCGUUCGCCUUGGAGCCGCUUAUCAUCGAGAAGAUCUCGGUGGUUUUAUUGAAUCUUGGAAGCGGCGCAAUUUGCAAUAUCGGACCAGAAAUGGUCGUCAGUGCAGACGAGCCUGAAAUACGCCCUGAGGAGCUUCGGGAGUCCAACUUCACAUUGGAUCUUCAGAAAUUGGUUCUGGGAGACCGACGACCUACGGCUUUGAACCUUGCGCUAGAGAUUCAAUGGCGCCGAAGCAUGGAGGACACUGCAUCGCCUGCGGACCAUACUUCUGCCACAACCACAACGACUCUCCCUAUUCCGCGAUUCAUCGUCCCCACUGGGGAGCCUCGCAUUCUCGCCUCAGCAGUGGCUUCCCAGACGCUAAACGGUGUGAUCCAUUUGGAUUACACACUGGAGAACCCCUCGACGCACUUUCUUACCUUCAAUCUUGCAAUGGAAGCUAGCGAAAAUUUUGCUUUCAGUGGGCCAAAGACAAUGGUGGUUCAACUUGUGCCAUUGAGCAGGCACACGGUGCGAUACAAUCUCUUGGCGUCCAAACGAGGGCUAUGGAUUCAGCCCCAGCUGAUUGUGGUGGAUACAUACUUCAACAAAACCCUGCGGGUUCAACCGACUGAGGAGAUGCGAUCCGACAAGAAGGGAAUCCUGGUCUGGGUUGAUGCCGAUGACUAG